UUGUUCCGGCGUUUACCGUCUCCGCACCCGCCGGGAGCUUUUGGGGGAACACCUGCACUGAGGCGCACGGCUUUCGCUGGCAUUCCUGAGGAUUACACCAGUGAAACGCACCCCCUUAGAUACGAUUUCCUUCUUUACCACCUCACAAGGCUCUCCUCUCUGUUUUCUUCCCACUUUCUCAGCAGGCUGAGGAUGGCGUUCAGUCGGCGGGCAGCAGGGCAGCAGAUCUUUUUUGCUCUCAUGUUGCUGCUUCUCUCUUCAGGGUUGGGUGCAGCUUCCAACCUAGUAAACCUGCGUAGGAUCACCCAUCCUACAGUCCAUCAAACACUUGCAGGCAAAGCUGUCCUCCCCUGUGUCUUCACCCUCCAGACCAGCUCCCUCCAGCCCCCUCAACUCCUUUGGACUCACACAAAACCACUGGCUGGUGGACGAGGUGCUCCCCUGGAGCAGGUUGUGCUUUCUGCAAAAGGUGAUGUAAUCAAGGUGAAUAAGGCUUUCAUUGGCCGAGUGGCGCUGCCAGGAUACGCUGCCAAUUCUCUGAAUGCUACCAUGGAGAUCUCCAGUCUCCGUACCAACGACUCAGGCACUUACCACUGUCAGGUUGUCAUGGGCACUGACUAUGAGAGAGACACUGUGGCCCUUGUGGUUUCGGGUGUGGUGUUUCACUACCAAGUUCCUAACGCCCGUUACACCCUAUCAUUCACUGAUGCUCAGCGAGCCUGCCAGGAAAACUCCGCUCAGGUUGCCACGGCAGCCCAGCUGUGGGCUGCGUACCACGAUGGCUUUGCCAGCUGUUCAGCCGGCUGGUUGGAGGAUCAGACUGUCCGUUAUUCUGUCCAGCUGCCAGAGCUUGGUUGCUAUGGACACAAGGAGUACUCUGCUGGAGUGAGGAACUAUGGGAAAAGAGAUCCGAAAGAGCUGUUUGAUGUCUACUGUUUUGCAAAAGAACUCGAUGGGGAAGUAUUCCACUCCUCGGUCCCGGGUAGGCUGUCGCUGUCUUCGGCCUCUGACCGCUGUGUGUCUCUCGGGGGUCAACUCGCCACAGUGGGACAACUUUACCUGGCCUGGAGGGCUGGCCUGGACAGCUGUGCCCCCGGCUGGCUAUCGGACGGCAGCGUCCGGUACCCGGUCACCUGGCCUCGCCGAGACUGCGGCGGGAGCCAGCCGGGAGUUCGCACCGUCACACAAAACAUCACCGAUGACAACACAACGGCACUGUAUGACGUUUACUGCUACAGAGGCAAAGUGAAGAGUGCAGGCUCCAUCUCUCAGAUCUACACCUCCUUGUGGAAGCCCUGGAGCUAUCUUGCAGACUCAAGCACUGCUGACACUGCAGGGUCAGACGGUUCCGGCCUAACAACACAGCAAACCGCCAGCCUAAGAGCAUCCUCAGAUGGAAGCGAUGUGGCAUCGUUGAACUGGACAGAAGUGGUCGACCUGGAGCAGGAAGCUUCUCCUUAUACUGCUUAUCCCUGGUCCUCAGAGUCCUCCAGGUCAUUUGUGACCCUUCAGUUGGUCCCAGGACAGAGCUCCUUUGACUGGGGAGAGCCACUGGGGCCUGGCCCUGACUCUGAGGAGUUUCUCAGACCUCCAGUGAUUUCAAAGAUAGUGAAGUCCAUUUGGAAGCCUUGGAACUACCUGAUGAGCCCUGGAGAUGAGGAGGGGACCAAAGCACCAAUUAAUGCCGGGGAAGACACAGCAACAAAAGAAACUGAUAAAGGGACAGCAUCAUCAGGUCUCUUUUCUUGGGGAAGCUCAUGGUUCAGCAAUCCCUCCAGGGACAGCACCACACUAGCUGAUGAAGACUCGACCACUUAUGUGGCAUCCACGUUGACCACUUCAACCAAUUCUAUGACUUCAGAGAACAACAGGAGCUUAGGGAGCUCAGGAGAAACACACCCACUCCCCACCUCUAGCCCUGCCUCUGAAAUGACUUCUUCCAGGAAAGACACCUGGAUUCGUGUUGAAGCGGAGACAACCACCCAGCUGGCCGACAAGAGAGAACAAACAGUUACCUCCAGAGCCAGUGGAAGAGGAAGGGGAAGGGGAAAGAAGAACCGAGGGGAGGAGAGGAGUAGAGGGGAGGUGAAGGGGAGAGGAGAGGAGAGGGGGAAAGCAGAAGAAGAGGGGAGCGGAGAAAUUGCGGCUGCUGAGGCAAAAGGGGAGAUUCAAGUCUCACGUCGCCCUGUUGGUACAAGUAAACCAAGAGAAAGAUCCAGAGAAAGGAAAGGACGCAGAGGACAAACCACCACCACGACUGCCACCACCACCAAUAGCACCACUCCAAUGGAGACCACAAUGGAGACUACUACUGGGGAAGAAAGGGACUUUUCUGCAUUCCAAUACCGGUCUACUUCAUCAGCAGUUGAUGAAUCCCCCCUGUCAACCUCACAGGAGCCAAAUCAUUCUCUGUCAUCUUCAACAUUCCCACUUCCAUCAAACGCACCGUCUAUGUCUUCUCCUCAGUCAUCCCAAACAGUCCUCCUUUCCCAAGAGUCCCAGUCUUUCCAAACAUCUACUGCCAUUGCCUUUUCCUCCUCAAAUACCCCCUCGCCACCAUCAAUCCCGUCCUUCUUGCCAUCAUCAUCAUCACAGUCCGCCUCCCAUCUACCUGCACAGACUGAAACCGCCGAGGUGGCGUCAUCUCCUCAGUCAGACAUCCAGGACAGCUCAUCCGACUCCCUGACCAUGCUUCACUUGGUCCCAGUGGAGGAGGUGGUCUUCAACAGCUCUCUGGAUUACCCUCUGUCCCCACCCAGCCAACCAGAUGAUGAGGAACCCGUCUGGUCGCAUGCUGUGGGAUCAGGGGCCCUUUUACCCGGUAACGUAGACGAGGAGAGCAGCAGAGGAGGAGUCAACAUUACCACCGCAACUCUAAGUCCAACAGCUGAGAUGGAGCCCUGCGUGACAAACCCGUGUCUGCAUGGAGGAAAGUGUCUUCCUCAGGGGACGGGAUACAGCUGCUAUUGUCCACAAGGAUACGCUGGAGAGAACUGUGAGAUCGACGUUGAUGACUGCCAGUCCGAGCCUUGUGAAAACGGAGGGACUUGUGUUGACAAGAUCGAUUCAUUCCUCUGCCUUUGCCUGCCAAGCUACGGAGGAGACAUGUGCGAGAAAGACAUUGAAGGUUGUGAGCACGGCUGGAGGAAGUUUCAUGGCCACUGCUACAGGUAUUUCACACACAGACACACCUGGGAGGACGCAGAGAAAGACUGCAGAGAGCACAGCGCCCACCUUGGUAGCGUCCUCACCAAACCUGAGCAGGAGUUUAUCAACGGUCUCGGCCAUGACAAUGCUUGGAUUGGUUUGAACGAUCGCACAGUGGAGGAGGACUUCCAGUGGACUGAUGGCAACGAUAUGGUGUAUGAGAACUGGAGGGAGAGCCAGCCGGACAACUUCUUUGCGGGCGGUGAGGACUGUGUGGUGACCAUUUCCCAUGAGGAUGGCAAGUGGAACGACGUGCCCUGUAACUACAACCUGCCCUACAUCUGCAAGAAAGGCACAGUGUUGUGCGGGACCCCGCCAGCGGUGGAGAACGCCCAUUUAAUAGGCCGGCGGAGAUCACACUAUGACAUCCAUUCCGUGGUCCGCUACCAAUGCUCUGAGGGGUUUUACCAGCGCCACAUUCCCACCGCGCGCUGCCGGGCCGACGGGAGCUGGGAGCGACCCAGGAUUAUCUGCACAAAGUCUCGACGUUCUCACCGAUACCGACGCCAUCACCACAGCCAGCACCACGAGCGCCGCAGGAACCGGAGACACGGAGGAGAGGGCCACAAGGCCAGAGAGGACGUGCACAGCUACUACUGAGCCAAAUAAUACACCAUCCACAUUGCCUAGGUGCUAACUAUGGCCCAUAAAGAAAGACAGUAGUUCACAUAACUCCUCUCUACUUUCUUGCCAGUCAUCACGCUCUGCUACGCUUCGUUCCUCCCAAUACGUAGAACGAGUUUCUUCGAACCAAUAGCUGAUUUCUACAGUCCUAUUACUGAGUUAGAUUGUUUUGAUGCUUGUUUUAACUAAGGUCCAUGCGAACACUAUAGAGACUUACUUACUUAACACCCUGUGUCCCUUAAGUCUCAGUGGUCAUUUCCCCACCUGUCUAACAAAUUCUAAUCCUCUGUCGGAGCUGUCAGACUCGACAGCAGCGUGUGAGCUUGUGCGAGUGUGUGCAUGUAAGACAGAAAUUUAGAGAUGAGUCACUUUUUGUAAUAGUUUUGCUUGUUCUCCGUGGAAGAUAACUCAUCCCAGUGUUCUGUUUACACAGACAGCAGUGAUGCCGGAUAGCGUUCAAUCCUUGGUAAUCCUGAGCUGUUUGUAUGUGUCCUGUAGCUGUUACUUUUCCAUAGAGCACCCGAGUAGCUUAUCUGUUUUAUUCUACUGACAUUCUUCAUUUUUCUAAUAUUUGCUGUUUGUGUGAGGUUUCUAUUUAUUAUGAAUUAUUUGCUAGUGAAUAUGCUGUCUUUUUUUACUUAUACUACACAGUGCCAGCGUAACAUCAUUUUCUAUACCAGUAUGUAUCUCCGGCAGUCAAUCAGUCUAAAAUGAAUCAUCUGAUUGUCUCUUAUCUCUGUAUUGUAUAUACUGUGGUGUGUUUUAUUGGCUGAUACCUGAUCAAUACGUGGACUUUGUCCAAUCAAACAGACUCCUCAUCCAACGCAUACGUCUCACUGACUUAGUUUGUGUGGUUGGGACCAUAAAAUACUCUAAGAUAAACAUUUGAUUGUAUCUGGUUUGCUAAUCACGUUUGGUUUUUGCACGGCUAUAUUUACACAAUGGGUAGAAUGUCACUAUUUUUUGUCUUUGGUCCAUUUGAUAUUUGAGCUGUCAUCCACUUUUUUGGUGUUCUGAUGACUUUUUGUCCUGCUGUUGUAUUCCAUUCUUAAUAAAGUAAAUAAAACCUACUGGUGAUUUUUCGUGUUAUGUUAGCAAAACC
Molecule: messenger RNA, 4933 nt
Organism: Menidia menidia (Atlantic silverside)
Lineage: Eukaryota; Metazoa; Chordata; Actinopteri; Atheriniformes; Atherinopsidae
Source: the annotation of a GenBank genome assembly